Molecule: messenger RNA, 2274 nt
Organism: Eriocheir sinensis (Chinese mitten crab)
Lineage: Eukaryota; Metazoa; Arthropoda; Malacostraca; Decapoda; Varunidae
Exons: 5
Coding region: 205-2274 (689 amino acids)
Biological process (GO): nervous system process; signal transduction; monoatomic ion transmembrane transport
Cellular component (GO): synapse; neuron projection; membrane
Molecular function (GO): extracellular ligand-gated monoatomic ion channel activity; transmembrane signaling receptor activity; neurotransmitter receptor activity
Source: RefSeq, a predicted model, not a curated record
UGUUCUAUUACAAAAAUUAUUAAUACCUUUACGUGGCAGAGGAACAACGGCGAGACACACAGCUCCAAAAGCCUUCGUUUGCUUCGUUUACCAGACCGGCAAGGAGGGCAUCACGGCUUCUUCUACAACGGCGUGCAGCAGCCCGGCUUCGAGAACUUCCAUUCUCGCGCCGGCCUGCACCAGUGGACGAGCUACUGCCACGUCAUGGACGCGGGCCAGUACGUAGGCUACGUGGGCGGCGAGGAGCGCGCCCGCGGCCCCAUCACAUCGGGUGACAUUCCGCUGCGCCUUGACUCCACGCUCGUGCUCGGCCAGGAGCAGGACCUCGUGUCGGAAGGGUUCGACGUGCUGCAGAUCUUCCGCGGGCACUUGGCGCAGGUCAACAUCUGGAACAGGAGCCUCGGCCCGGACGAGGUGGCUCGACAGGCGGCUUGCGGGGAGGCGGCGCCCCUCGGCAACGUCUUCUCCAGCGACAGGGACGACGUGGAGGUGUUUGGCGCGACGGUGGAGACAGUGGAGGCUGCGGCAUUGUGCCGGAGCACUGAGGGUUUCGUGGUAUUCCCGGUGCUCCAGCACCUGGAGGAGGCCCAGCAAACCUGCCGCCGCGUGGGCCAGCAGCUGUACAGCCCCGGCACUCUCGAGGACAACGUGGCGCUGUACAACGCCUCGCUGCAGUUCACUGACACUUGCACCUCCAACUACCCCCUUUGGAUCGGCGCCACCGACCGCAGCGAGGAGGGCGUGUGGAGGAAGUUUUCCGACGACACUGAGAUCAAGCCUCCGUUUGCGCUAGGUGAACCCAACGGCGGGGCGGGCGAGAGCUGCCUCCUCAUGUUCCUCGGCAACGGCCGGUGGGCGGACACGCCGUGCGACCUGCACUGGCUGGCGUGCGCACCGUGCCAGAGCAACAACGACACUCCCCUGCGCCUCCGCGGCCUCUGCUUCGAGUGGGAGGCGCAGACCUUCUUUGAGGUGCUGGGCUACCGCGCCAAGAAGCCCUACUUCCAUGGCUACUACGGCCUGAUGAUAUACAGCCGCGGCAGCGGAGCGUGGCAGAUGCUGGACACCACCACGGGCCGGCAGAUGGCCACGCUCAGCCUCACCUCUGAGGACUUGUACCCCAUCGGGCGUCACACGUGGACGCUCAGCGCUGAGCUGUGCCGCCGCUCGCCCAACACGACAGUCACCCUCAGUCUGUCAGUGUGCGACAGGUUCCAGUUCACGUGUUCGAGCGGCGACUGUGUCCCGAAGGUGUUCCGCUGCAACGGUCGCGACGACUGUCCCGACCUGUCCGACGAGCAGGACUGCAGCACGGUGGUCGUGCCGGACGGCUACCAGAGGGAAAGGCCGCCGUCAGGCCGCGCAGAAGGCCAGCCGCUAUCUCUCGGCGUCAUCGUCAAAAUUCAUCGCAUCAUGGACAUCAGCGACGUCAGGCGACACGUUAGGAUGGAGCUGGAGGCGGAUAUGACGUGGACAGACAACCAACUCAAGUUCCGUAACCUGAAGGACAACCUGGAGUUCAACAGAGUCUCGUCCAGGGACAGCGAGCUGCUGUGGACACCGCGCCUGCUGUUCCCGAACGCUCCGAGCGGAGACCUGAAGCUGGUGGACAAACAGGCCUUCAUCUCCAAGACGGGGCCGCCGGAACCCGACGACUUCGACGACGUAAGGACCGGUGAGUGUCUGUCCGUCCUGUUGUUCGUGCUGCCUGACGCUGACAUGCCAACGAACCAGCACGGGAGCUUCGGCUGCACCUUCGACAUGUUUUACUACCCGUUCGACACCCAGCGGUGCUCCGUGCUGCUCCAGAGCUCCGUCAGCCAAGACCUCGUCGAGUUUUCCCGCGACCAGCACGUCCUGACCUUCCUGGACGACCACAACCUGCCAUCCUACUUCGUGAACAGCUACCGCGUCCACGUCACCGUCCUCGACACCAAUCAGACCAUCUACAGCCUUCUGCAGGUGGAGUUCGUGCUCAGCCGGCGGUGGAUGAUGCAGGUGGUGUCCGUGUUCCUGCCCACCUCUAUGCUGCUCUGUAUCGGCUACUCCACUCUCUUCGUCCGGGUCUCGCUUCUACAGGUACGUCUGGUGGUGGCGCUGACGACUCUGCUGGUGCUGUACACGCUCUUCAACCACACCUCCGAUGACCUCCCUGACACGGCCUACAUUAAGAUGAUCGACGUGUGGUUCCUUCACUGCAUCUCCAUCCUCUUCGUCAUCAUCAUCAUUCACGUGGUCGUCGAACAUUUGGACAAGGGAGCUUCAGCGCAGUGA